Pyrus x bretschneideri (Chinese white pear) is the source of this 847-nucleotide messenger RNA. RefSeq names its product ADP-ribosylation factor 2-B. The record is from RefSeq and is a predicted model, not a curated record. Lineage: Eukaryota; Viridiplantae; Streptophyta; Magnoliopsida; Rosales; Rosaceae. The transcript has 6 exons. Gene Ontology annotation, cellular component: cytoplasm. Bases 155 to 715 code for a protein of 186 amino acids. Gene Ontology annotation, biological process: vesicle-mediated transport; intracellular protein transport. Gene Ontology annotation, molecular function: GTP binding; GTPase activity.
AAAAAAACAAAUAUAAUGUAAAAGAAUCCUUAUUUAUUAUAAUUUAUAUAACACACGAAUGCCUAUUUCUUUUACUUCCCUGUGCUUCUGAUCAGCCCUUGAACUAUCAUAUCAUUUCUCGGCCGCCUGAUUUUCCGCUCCGAAGUUGGAAGCAAUGGGCAUGGCAAUCUCAAGGCUGGUGAAGAUCCUCUUUGCAAGGAAAGAGAUGAGAAUACUAAUGGUGGGUCUCGACGCUGCCGGAAAAACCACCAUCCUCUACAAGCUCAAACUUGGAGAGGUUGUCACUACCAUACCCACAAUUGGGUUUAAUGUGGAAAUUGUUGAAUACAAAAAUGUGAGCUUCACUGUUUGGGAUGUCGGAGGACAAGACAAGAUUCGGCCGCUAUGGAGACAUUAUUUUCAGAACACUCAAGGUCUUAUCUUUGUGCUGGAUAGUAAUGACAGAGACAGAGUUUUGGAAGCAAGAGAUGAGCUCCAUCGAAUGCUCAAUGAGGAUGAACUCCGUGACGCAACACUGCUUGUAUUUGCCAACAAGCAAGAUCUUCCGAAUGCCAUGAAUGUCUCUGAGAUCACUGAUAAGCUUGGCCUGCAUUCACUCCGGCAACACAGAUGGUACAUUCAGGCUGCUAGUGCCACCUCCGGCCAAGGACUCUACGAGGGCCUCGAUUGGCUAUCCAGCAACAUCUCAAAGACUCAAACAAGGCAUGAUAGAUAAGCCUGUCUCCUUUAAUGUCUUGUUUCUUAGUUACCAGAUGUUGGAUUGUAUUUUUACUGGAUGUAGUACUUCAUUACUUAUAUAUUUUUACUGCAUAAUGUAUUUUUACUGGAUGAUGUCUUUGCAUAUAUA